AUGACGCCAGUCUGGAAACUGUUGCUGUCGUCGCGUGCGGGUUGACGCGCAGCGGUGCGUUUCUUGGGCGCGUUUGGGGAUGUGAGUGAAUGACCCGCGUCCAGAUCAGCGGAACGCGUGCAGGUGUGUGUGUGUGUGUGUGUGACGGACAUCAUCAUGCUCAAAGGCUCUCAGUGAUCCGCUCCUUCCCAUGAUUCCACACCAGGCCGCCCCAUGCCAGCCCGUAACCACGAUGACUGCUCGCCCCCGUGAGCUCCUCCUCUGUCGCCCGGCGGCCGUUUGACUGGAUGAGGAACCCAGCCUCCAGUGAUGUGAUGCACAGGUUUGAGGUUCUUGGGAUUGUGGGGGAAGGAGCUUACGGUGUCGUCCUGAAGUGCAGACACAAGGAGACUAAUGAAAUCGUGGCCAUUAAGAAGUUUAAGGACAGUGAAGAAAAUGAGGAGGUGAAGGAAACGACCAUGCGUGAGCUGAAGAUGCUCCGCACGCUGAAGCAGGAGAACAUCGUGGAGCUGAAGGAGGCGUUUCGGCAGCGAGGGAGGCUUUACCUGGUGUUUGAGUACGUGGAGAAGAACAUGCUGGAGCUGCUGGAGGACAUGCCCAACGGAGCUCCACCGGAGAAGGUCCGGAUCUACAUCAACCAGCUGAUCAAAGCCAUCCACUGGUGCCAUAAGAACAACAUCGUCCACAGAGAUAUCAAGCCGGAGAAUCUGCUCAUCAGCUCAGACGACAUGCUCAAACUGUGCGACUUCGGUUUUGCGCGGGAUCUCUCUGAAAGCACCGAUGUGAACUACACUGAGUAUGUGGCGACCAGAUGGUACCGAUCCCCGGAGCUGCUGCUGGGGGCUCCGUACGGGAAGGCGGUGGACAUGUGGUCAGUGGGGUGUAUUCUGGGCGAGCUGAGCGACGGUCAGCCUUUAUUUCCGGGCGAGAGUGAGAUCGACCAGCUCUUCACUAUCCAGAAAGUCCUGGGACCCCUGCCGCCCGAACAAAUGAAGCUCUUCUACAACAACCCACGCUUUCACGGGCUACGGUUUCCCUCGGUCAGCCAUCCGCAGACUCUGGAGAGACGAUAUCUGGGAUGUACUGUCAGCGAGGGUUAUCCAUGUCAUUGUGGUUUGUAUUUUCAGAACCUGUUGCUGUUGAACCCGAAUGAGCGCUAUCUGACUGAACAGAGUCUGAACCACCACGCCUUCCAGACUCAGCGCCUGACGGAGCGACCCGGCCCGCUCACACCCACACCCGUCCGCCCCUCCAAGAGGAAACCGCUCCUGGACAACAGCGCCCCCAGCAGGGGUCAUGUGGUCAAGAGUUCAAGUCACCAUCGCUCAAACAGUCGCGACUGCUCCAGUCUGCCCCGUCACGGGCACGAAGACCUCCACCCGUCCAGCACCGAGGCAUUCCUGAAUGGAUCGGUACCUUCUGCCAACAGCCUGAGCCCGGUGAUGCACCCCAAAUCCUUCCAGCCACUCAACCGCUCAGCAUCGUGCGGUAAAGACCUGGCUAGCCUGCAGCAUGCUAAAGAAGCCAAAUCCAAAGUGGGCAAUUUUGACUUCGGCAAACCGGCAGACGGACCGGGAGCCAAAUACCUAAAAUCCAAUACGCCUCGCUCACAGAACCGCCAUUCCUUUGUGGAGGGCAAGACCAGCGGUUACGGUGAGUCCACCGCGUCAUCGUCUUCGGGUGGGAAGGGGUUGUCCUCGUAUCUGAGUUUGUCCAAGAGUCACGGAGUGCUUAGCGAUGCCAAAUCCGUGAGCAACCUCAGCGACAUGCGACUGCACCCAGAUGACCCCGCCGGCUCGCCGCGCUACUUCCCCAGCAGCUGCUUGGACCUCAACAUGAACCUGAACUUGCCGGCGCCAGGCAGCCCGUCCCUGCAACACGGGGAGCUUUCUGGACACAGUCCCGCAGUGGGGCGUCGCAGCAAACUGGAACGGGAUGGAAGCAUGGUGGAGCCGUCCACCCGCCGCUCCUCAUCAAGGCAAAAGAGCCAGCAGCAGAGUGACGGAAACCCUGUCGAUCCGCUCGACCCCAUAGGGGGUCUGUCUCUUUCGGCGCCCCAUGAUUUCCCCUAUGGCGUGGGCUACACCAGCCCAUUUUCCUCCCAGCAGAGGCCACACAGGCACUCCAUGUACGUGCGGAGGGAACGGGGGCGACCCCACGGCGAAGCGGGCGGAUUGGCAGUGGGGCAAGGGAUGCCCACUCGGGCCAGCAGUCUCCAGCUCCUGACCCCUCAGCUACAGCAUCGGACCCUGCCAAAACACAUGGGCAGCGCUGUGUCGCGGGACGCAGGAUUAGACGACAUCAGGAGCGACCCCGCGGCCGCAGAGGUCAGUCACACGCGACCUUUAAUCCGGGAGUCCACACGGGACAACACCGCUGCCUUUCACGCGCCACGGCAAAAAAGCGAGGGAGGCGUUUAUCACGAGCAGCUCGCAGAUGACAGCGGAUCAGCCAAAGAGAACCGCAUGAUGUACAGCGAGUCGGUGCCGCGACGGGUCGGGAGCUUCUACAGGGUGCCGUCUCCCAGACCCGAUAACUCGUUCCACGAGAGUUCAGGAGUCACGAUAGACAGCAGCCACAACAUACACCAACCCACAUACGACCCGUGGACGGGGUCUGAGGCACGGGACAUGAGCCCUUCAGAGCCCACCAAAGAGAAGGAGAAACAAGGCUUCUUCAGAUCCAUCAAGAAGAAGAAGAAGAAGUCACAAACCACAGACGCUGAUGAAGAGCGACUUCCAGUCACGAGGAAAACACUGUUUCCUCUCUUUCACUCUCAGAGGAGCUUCACGCGCAGCUCCUCUGAGAGAGAGUGUCCCCUAGUGGCCACACCAAUGGUGCCGAGUGAGGGGCCGGAUCAGGCGCUGAUGCAGAAAUCGUCCCGCUUGUACACACACCAGGGCAGCAGACAUCGCACCCGCAGCCGAGACCGAGAGCGCAGCCGCGACCGAGAGAGAGAACGAGACCAGGAUCAGGAGCGAGACGUCGAGUGGCCCGCAGAGAGAGCGCCCGAAACACACUCACAGCCUCUGAAGUCUCUGCGGAAGCUUCUUCAUCUCACCACCUCCUCGUCCUCGUCCUCCAACCAAACCUCGGCAGAUCUCCACUACCCCCUGCCCUCCUCCAAAGGCGGCGGGAGUUUCGUGGAGCCCCGCGGCCUUGGCUCCAUGCAGCCCAAGGGCCGUUCGGCUGCGUAUGGGGCCCCGGGGCCCCUGGAGUCCGGCUGGCACUCCAGCGCUCUGGGCCGUCCCGAGGGAAACCCGUAUCCCGACCAGCUGACCUCCAAAACGGGCCCGAACGGCUUCGCUCGCCACUUUCGUUCACGUUUGCCAAACCUGAAUGACCUUAAAGAGACGGCGCUGUGAGUCGGACUCACGGCGGCCCCUGAUGGGCCUUCUUUUCUUGCGUAUUAAGGGUAGGCCUAUAUGUCUUUUCUUUUUUAGUUUUGAAUAUUUGAUAGCACUUCUU
This is a messenger RNA of Sinocyclocheilus anshuiensis, 3468 nucleotides long. Its product is annotated as cyclin-dependent kinase-like 5. Gene Ontology annotation, biological process: protein phosphorylation; positive regulation of axon extension; regulation of dendrite development. Gene Ontology annotation, molecular function: ATP binding; protein kinase activity. The record is from RefSeq and is a predicted model, not a curated record. NCBI's taxonomy places the organism in Eukaryota, Metazoa, Chordata, Actinopteri, Cypriniformes, Cyprinidae. The transcript has 19 exons. Gene Ontology annotation, cellular component: nucleus; dendrite cytoplasm. The coding region runs from base 288 to 3365 and encodes 1025 amino acids.